CGGCAGGAUAGUUCGUGUACAGUCGCACUGCAAUCGCGUCCGACGCGCUCGCCACAAUGAUCAGUUUAGCAAUCGCACUGGUAGCCCUCGCGCUGCUCUACUACUACAGCAUAAAGUCCUUCAAAUACUGGGAGUCGAAAGGAAUCAAACAUGACAAGCCGAUACCCCUCUUCGGGACUAACUUGAGAAACUUUAUGGUAAAGAAAAGUAUGACAGAACUCGCAGCAGAAGCCUACUGGAAAUAUCCUAAUGAGAAAGCUGUGGGCUUUUACAGAGCGGUAAGACCAGAGCUGGUGGUUAGAGAUCCCGAAAUCAUAAAACGAAUUCUUAUCACAGACUUUCUACAUUACUAUCCACGGGGUCUCAAUUCCCAGAGGAAAGUGUUCGAACCUAUGAUGCGGAAUCUAUUCUUCGCCGAUGGAGACAUGUGGCGGCUGCUGCGUCAGCGCUUGACGCCAGCGUUCACGAGCGGCAAACUGAAGGCAAUGUUCCCGCUCAUAGUGGAACGCGCCGAGAAGCUACAGGCGCGCGCGCUCUCCGCCGCCUCCGCCAAUCGCACCAUCGACGCACGAGACCUCAUGGCGCGCUACACCACCGACUUCAUAGGCGCCUGUGGUUUCGGACUCGAUGCAGACUCGCUUAACGAAGAAGAUUCCGCAUUUAGAAGACUAGGAACGAAAAUAUUCAAACCCAAUUUUAAAGAUAUUUUGGUAUUACUCAUGAAAUCUGCUUUCCCCAGCAUCGGACGACAUUUUAAUAUUCUUCAAAGAAUUGAAUACGAUAUGCUCCAUUUAACAAAACAAAUUUUAGAGCAAAGGAAUUACGAACCAGCAGGUAAAAAUGACUUCGUUGACUUACUGCUCGAAUGUAGGAAAAAAGGGUUAAUUGUUGGCGAAUCGAUAGAACGCAGAAAACCAGACGGGACCCCCGAUACAGCGACGCUAGAGUUGGAUGACAUAAUUAUGGCUGCGCAAAUUUUCGUAUUCUUUGCUGCGGGCUUCGAAACCUCAUCGUCAGCAACGAGUUUCACAUUGCACCAGCUGGCGCACAAUCCUGAAGUACAGAAAAAAGUUCAAGAAGAAAUUGAUAGGGUGCUUGCUAAAUACAACAACAAACUCAGCUACGAUGCUGUCAAAGAAAUGACAUAUUUAGACUGGACAUUCCGAGAGGGCAUGAGAAUGUUCCCGUCACUAGGAUUUUUAAUGAGGGAAUGUGUUCGCACGACUCCAGUUCCUGAACUAAACACAACACUGGAUAGAGGUGUUAGAAUAUUCAUACCAAUUCAAGCAUUGCAAAACGAUCCCCAGUAUUUUGAAAAACCUAACGAAUUCCGUCCAGAAAGAUUCAGCCCAGAAGAAUUUAGCAAAAUCAACAAAUAUGCCUACCUACCAUUUGGAACAGGACCGCGCGCUUGCAUCGGCGAGCGGCUGGGCCUGAUGCAGUCCUUGGCGGGGCUGGCGGCGAUCCUGUCGCGCUUCACGGUGGAGCCCGCGCCGGAGACCAAGCGGUAUCCAGAGGUGGAACCCGCUUCAGGCAUCGUUCAAAACGUAAAAGGUGGAUUGCCACUUCUUUUCAAAGAAAGGAAAGUGACGUGAUGUAGUUGGUAUUAGUAUUUUCUGAGACUUUCGCGUUAUUAAUCUUAAGUAUAUUGUUAUACAGAUAAGAUGUUAAAUUAUAUGUUUUAUAUUCCGUACAUAACUACAUACCUAUAUUUCCAAAUAGGGAAAGAUAGAGUGUGCCUGACACGUUCAUAAGUUUAUAAUAGUGAAGAGAGAAAAGUCAAUUACUGAUCUCUGGGAAAUCAGUACACGUCAGGACCAAUAAACAACUCCACGCAUAGAAUGCUUACAAUCUAUGUUUAGUAAAAUACCAAUUAUUUGUAUGUCAAUAACGACGCCAUACUAUGUAUGUAAUAUCGUAAUUAUUCAUAAAACAUUUGAUUUUAUGUUGAAAUUAUUGUUAUCAUAAAAGUUUGUGUGAAAAUUGUUUUAAAUAUAUGACCUAAGAUAUA
Molecule: messenger RNA, 2011 nt
Organism: Galleria mellonella (greater wax moth)
Lineage: Eukaryota; Metazoa; Arthropoda; Insecta; Lepidoptera; Pyralidae
Product: cytochrome P450 6B2-like
Exons: 2
Coding region: 57-1595 (512 amino acids)
Molecular function (GO): oxidoreductase activity, acting on paired donors, with incorporation or reduction of molecular oxygen; iron ion binding; monooxygenase activity
Source: RefSeq, a predicted model, not a curated record